GGGGUAGGCAGGGCUCCACUGUGGGAGGAGGAAACUGCGGACGAGGACAAUCUUGUCACUCAGUCCCAGCAAAUGAUUAUGCUGUUGGGGGCCGGACUUGACAGUGGGGUGGUUGCAGCCUCAGCAGUAAAAGUCCGGCCCCAGGUUGAGAAAGAUCUCAAAGCUCCGGCUCGCAUAGUUCUACCCUCAAGCCACCCUGCGGAGUUAACGUGACGUAACGUAACAUCUCUCCGGCGCUCCCACUAUGUCUCUGAAAAGGACUGAAUGCCUCUUGCUCUUUCUUGCUGCUCUGAGAGCUGUUAUAAUGAAAGAAAUACACGGUAUGGUAGGGGACAAUGUUGAACUAAGCUGCAUUAGUCCUAUACAACGACAUUUUGACUUACAAAACAUACAUGUUUAUUGGCAAACAACGAAGACACCACCAGAAUCUGUAAAGUCAUAUAUUCCUGGCGAGAAUUCUUCCCAAUAUGAUGAUUCUAAGUAUAAGAACAGGGCAUCGCUGACACCUGAAAAAAUGGAAAGAGGCGAUUUUUCUCUGCUUUUGUCUAACAUUACCACAAAAGAUGAACAGGAGUUUGUAUGCAUUGUCCUGAAUAAAUCCAGUUUUGGGAUUCUUUUACAAUCUGAAGUCACUCUCCGUGUGGCAGCAAACUUUAGUGUACCAGUGGUGGCCCAGGAGACUAAUAAUACAGAAGUCACUUUUACCUGCACUUCCCACAAUGGGUUUCCGGAGCCCAAAGUUUACUGGGUAAACAAAACCGAUAACAGUUUGCUCAAUCACACUCUCCAAACUGUCACGAAAAAUGAGAAAGGCCUGUUCAGUGUCUACAGUGUGCUGACAAUCGAAUGGACUCCUAAUAUCAGUAUCGAGUGCUGUAUAGAAAAUGUGAACCUACAGCAAAACCUAACAGUGUGGAAAGGCUUUCUCCCUUCUCUAGGUGGAAACACAGGACAACUAAAAUUCACCACCAUCCCAAAUGAGCCUAGACCACCUGAGACAACAUCAAAUACUGCCCUCUUUAUUAUCAUUGGAAUUUUAUUUGUGGUUCUGGUGGCUGCAAUUAUUAGUAGACAGCUGUGUAAAAAGAGGCAUCACUAUGGACAUUACACAGGUCCCCAAAGAAAUACAGAGAUGGCAGAAGCUAUUGACUACAGUUGAAAGAGAAGCCAUCUCCAUUGAAUGGAGCCAAUACCUGGCUAUAUAAACUACCACAUGACAAAGGCAAUUUUGAUUGGGGGCUGCCUGACAAAACCUCCCUCUGGUGCGUGGAUGAAAUGACUAAUUAUCUUUCAAGCAGGAAGAAGGGGAAAUGAUUGCCUUCUACCUAUCCACUCAACUCCCAAACAAGAUUAAUAAUAGCUAUCUGGAAUACAAAACACUGGAAAUAUACCUUUGAGGAAUUGGAGCAUUAUUGUACUUUUGGAAUGUCAUGGUGGCCACUCUUGGCCAAAAGUAUUGGCAGCACUUAACCCAGGAAGAAGGACGAUGCAGCUAAUUCAAGAAUGUUUUUUUAUAGAGUUAACAGCAUUCUAGAAUAGAAGAACCAAAGAAGCUUCUUCCUCUUUCUGAUAACUCUUAACCAUGGUAGAAAAAGGGGGCAGUGCUAAUUGAAGAGCAAAGGCUGUAUCUUCAUGUUUUUAUUCUUUCCUUUCAUCCCUGAGACCUCAGACUGCAUCUGACUCAGCUUCAAGAAUAACCAAAAUAUGCAAAACUUGGAAAGAAGACCUUUUGGUAUGGAGUUUCUGAAAUGGGAAAAAAAUGACAUCAGUGGCAAUGAUAUCUAGUUUAAAACAAUGUGAUUGCACUGUACACUUUCUAGAGCUGUAUCAGAGAGGAGUAGAAGCUAUGUGGCGUUGGGAGAAAGCUACCUACUAUGGAAUGAUUCCUUAACUGUUCCUUCCUUCUCAUUCUCUGUGCCAUACCCUAUGAAAAUAUGGUAAAGUAUCAAAUAUGGUAAAUGCCUCUCAUGUUUCCUACCAGACAGGCUGAGGCUGGUAGAUCUCUUGAGCUGGGGAGUUCUAAGCUGCAGUAGGCUAAGCGGAUUGGGGUCCACACUGAGAUUGCCAUGGUGAGUCUCCAAGAGCAAAGGGCCAUCAGGCUGCCUGACAAAUCGAGCAGAUCUAGGUUGGCCAAUAGGGUUGGACAACAGUAGAAUUGGAUCUGGGUAGCCCCUGUACUUCCAACCUCAAUGAGCUAGGAAGACCCAGUCUGACAUAUAUUUUGAACUCAAUGAUGUCUAAAGGAAUACGUAUUUAAAAAAGAGAGACGAGGAUAACUGGUAGAUGGAUUGAUUGCUCCAUUAUUAAGUACUCCUGAGAUGUCAGUGAAACCCAAGAAGGAGGACCUCUUGUGCCAAACUUAUCGAAGAACGUUAACAACAGUUGUACAGAAUGAGAGGGCCUGGAUAAAAGCAUCCAAAUCAAUGGCAUUUACACAUACAUGUGCACACACGAGUGUGUAAUUAUAUCUACCCACAAACACAUAAACUUUUUAGCACUUUGGAGAGACUUUUCAGACCUUGGAAAAUUGCCAAGUAGGACAAAUUUAUUUGAAAGUACACACACAAAUAUAUAUGAAUAAUGUAAUAUGCUUAUAAUGAACCAAAGGAAAUUGUCUUAAAUUGGAUUAUAUAGAAUACAGAAAAAUGGGGGAAGCCCUUCAUUGAAAUGCCACUUCUCAUCAACAGAAAUGAGAGAAAAAGUGGACUCUCAGUUGUAUUCAGGCAAAAGGAAGAUUUUUCUCUCUAGAAAAGUCUUAUAAAGUCUCAAUUUCUGAAAUCUCUUCACCCCAAAAAUGGGAAGAAAAGGCAGUGCUUGAAUGUAGCAGUUUUUUGUUUUGUUCUGUCUUCAUUCUGAAACAGCCAAAUUCAAUAGGCAUUUAGUACUACUAAAACUCUAAAAGACUCAUUCCUGAGGAAAACAGAAAACAUAGAAAAAUAUCAGAGAAGGAAAAAAAGGGGGGCCAUCAAUAGAAAGCUGGCUUUGUGAGAUGAUUAAAAAAUAAAAGUUCAUUUUGUUCCUUCUCUAAAGCAAGGCUGAAAAAUGAUCUUUUCCACAACCUCAUAUGAGUAUCUUUUUAUGAAAGCAUCUAAAAUUUGUUAGUACAAUAUGGAUAACAAUUUUGGCACGUGAGAGGGAGUUUCUUAACCUUGGAAAAGUUGCCAUGGUGGCCAAGUUUCUUUCAUAGUUGCCUAUGUCUCUAUCCAUCUCCCUCCUCUCACCAUACAUUGGAAGGAUUAUAAAAGACACUACAACAUUAUAGAAUGUCAGAGGCUUCCCAUUCUAGGAUGCUUCUUGAAAUGGGAGGCUUCUUUUUUAAAAUUUGAAUGUGUUUUAAAAUUUAAAAAUUAUCAUCUGGCAUUUUGUGACUCAGAUUCUCUUGGUCCCUCCCUGCCCUCUCAGCAUCCUGAGGCAGUAAGUAGUCUGACGUAGGCUGUCAUGCAAGCUCUUUUUCCAUAUUCCUCAUGGUGUGAAAGAAGACACAUACUAUAUCAGAAAAAAACUCAUGAAGGAAAUAAAGUGAAAAAUGGAAUACUUUGACCUAUAAUCAGACUCCAACAGUUCCAAGAAAAAGCUUCUUAUUGCUUUAGAAUAUCUGCACGGUUACAUUCAGGUGAAGAUAGGUGCUUGUCUUGUGUAUACUGAGCAACCUGAAGUUUAAAAAAAAAAUAAACUUCUAGACCAGACAAGACAAGAACAAUUGAAGUCUCCAAGUGACUUUUGUUGACAUCAAAGGUUUCCUUUGUUUUCUCAUCCCAAAAGUGGUGAGGGAACAGGAUUUAAUGAACAGCCAAUUUCGCUUUUACAACUCUGAAUAAUCAGUAAUUAUCUGAGUCACCAUGCUUUCAGCAGAUUCCACAAGUUCCUGGGGUUUUUCUUAGAGAACAUCAGAACCCUGCAGUCACCUUUGCUGCUCACUCAUUGGCAUUGUGAAAUAGCAUGGAAAGAUGCAUUCCAGAGAGCUCUUCAUACUUAUCCAUUUAGAAUUCAUAUCUACAAGGGCUGAGAUUGAGUCAGUGGACUUUCUCUAUUGCAUUGCUCCCAUGUUUGUGUUAUUGUCAUUCCCAUCAAGAAGUAGACAACCACUCACCAGCCAUAUUCACAUCUGUAUCUUCCUCAGGCUCAAAAAAUCCAUGUCUCUCCUCAAAAGCUGAUGGGAAAUAUGCCAACUGGCAUUCUGAGAUCCUCUUGGUCUGUGUCAGACGUACAUUCUGCCUUCUAUAGAAGGUUAUUCAUUUUCUUACAUUUGUUCUUUUCUAGCUUAAAAUGUUUAGAUGUUUGAAGUGUUUGUCUUUAUAUCAUUGCGGGGUUGGGAGAGGGUCAUAGUAGAAGAGGAACUGAAUCCCACAUGUAUAUAUUUAUCCAAUUUAGAGAAUAAAUGUUUUUAAAAUGCACAAUGUAGAUAGUUUUAUCAUCUAGCAUUAUACAAUUUUGAAAUAAUACCCUUCAAAAUGUGUCCUGUGUAGGGGAAAGAGACAUGUUUAUUGCCUACACGUACAUUGUCUAAGAAAGAAAAGGUGUUUAGAUUAUAUAUGUGUACAUAUAUAUUUACAUUCAUGGACAUAUCUCAUAAAAAGUAACUGCAUCAUUGUGCUGGUAUUUUCAGAGGGCCAAAUACUGAAAACAAAUCGCUACUGAACUACUUCCCAAACUGAGGCUUCAAGAAAGUUAGCCCCAGGUAGCUCUCCUACUCUCAAAGAAAUAGUAGAUGGCAGACCAUAUAUAUAUAUAUAUAUAUAUAAUAUAAUAGCUUCUCAUAUCCUUCCCAACUCUGAUAUUAUGUUCCAACUCUGUCAUGACCACCUCUAAAGCUUUCUCUCAUAUCAUCUAUAAAAUGAAAAUAUUGGACAAGAAUUUCUCAGAGAGGGCAAAUUUUUAUCUAGUUAGGCAGUCUCAAAAAAGCUUACCUUUUAUCAAGGUAGCCUACUCAGUAAACCGAGAUAUGAGUGCCCCCGUAAUGUAGAUUAAAAAAGCUUUUGCUUUAUGUAAAUAUAAAUUUAGGUGGUAGUUUCAAAAUAGAGAAAUUCAAUUAAAAAACCCUUUGCCGCCUUCCUAAUGCCAUACACAGUUAAUACUUUAUAAAAAGUUUUAUUGUCAUUUUCUGUUUCACUAUAGUUAUCCUGUUUAUCACCUCCCCCCCAACCAUUCUAUAUGACAAAUAGUAAUUUUUGAAGAAAGUUUGCACAAAAUGAACUAUACCCCAAAAAAGUCUAAAAACAGGUGCAACAUAUAGCUGUGAACCUCACACUUUCACAAAAGGGUAGGUUGGAGUAUCUUCUCAAAUUUCUUCAUUCAAAUCCUGUUUAAUCUUUAUAAUUUUGUUAUAUUUACUUUUUGAUUUUUUGGUGUGUCAUUUUAAUUUCCAAUUUAUAUUGUUGUAGUUACUGUACAUGUUGUUUUCUUGGCUUCACUUAUGUCACUCUGCAUCAGUUCAUAUAGAUCUUUCCAUACUUCUCAGUGUUCAUCAAUGCGUCUUUUCUUACAACAUGGUAACCGUGAGUAGAAAGACCAGAAUAGAUAUGAGAUGUUUAGGAUUUUGCAAAUAAUUGGAUUUAGAUGGUGAGGAGAGGAUAUCGUGGUAUUGACUGCUGUAUUUAAAAGUGACUGAACAGUCAUUCUGGCUAAAGUCUUCAGAAAAAAAUGGUUUGGGUUAAAAAAAAGUACAACAAAACAAACCACCAUUGUUGUAUCUUGUUUGGCCAAUUUAGUGCUCAAAAGCACUAAGAAAUACUAUGACUAAGCAUGAAGUCAUUUCUGUACUAUGCAAACCCCUUUCAAACCUGGAUGCCAUCACCUGAAACAACAAUCACAUUUUUUAAAAUUUCUAAUUUUUAUUAAUAUUUUGUUUUUACAUCACCUUCAUUCAGAAUAUAUCCCUUCACCCUCUUAUCUAUUCAGAGAGUCACUUCUUGUAAUAAAGAAUUUAAAAAAAAGAUUGAGGAGGAGGAAAA
Molecule: messenger RNA, 5951 nt
Organism: Monodelphis domestica (gray short-tailed opossum)
Lineage: Eukaryota; Metazoa; Chordata; Mammalia; Didelphimorphia; Didelphidae
Product: ICOS ligand
Biological process (GO): regulation of cytokine production; T cell receptor signaling pathway
Cellular component (GO): external side of plasma membrane
Molecular function (GO): signaling receptor binding
Source: RefSeq, a predicted model, not a curated record